AUGGCCGCUCGCGCACUGCGUCGUUCCAAUCCUAUAACGCUCCUGCUGGGGCUCUUGCUCUUCCUGGGCUUUCUAAUCUUCAUGAUAACCCCUUCAUCACCAUCUGUUCCUAGGGUCGGGUCCAAAUCGCGAAAGAGCUAUUCGCCCUACGACGCACCGCCGGUAGUUCAUUACUAUCUCAACAAUCUCACAACCUCCAGCGAACCCAUCAAGAACCGCGAAAAAGUGCUACUCCUUACACCCCUAGCUCGCUUCUACGAUGAGUACUGGGCCAAUCUUAUGAAGCUCAACUACCCACAUGAUCUUAUCGAGCUCGGGUUCAUUGUUCCGAAGACACGCGAGGGCAAUGCCGCUCUCGUUAAGCUGGAGGAGGCGGUGAAGAAGGUACAGACUGGCAAGAAAAAGGACAGAUUCUCGGGGGUGACGAUCAUCCGCCAAGACUUCGACACCCCUGUGACCCAAAGCGAGAAGGAUCGCCAUGCACUUGCUGCGCAGAAGGCACGAAGAGCUGCAAUGAGCAGAGCUAGAAAUUCGUUACUCUAUACCACUCUUGGAACCGAUACCGCCUGGGUUAUGUGGUUGGAUGCAGAUAUCAUUGAGACCCCCCCCACUCUCAUCCAGGACCUUGCCAAACACGAUAGGGCUGUCAUUGUUCCGAAUUGCUUCCAGCGCUAUGUCGAGAAUGGUGUCAAAAAGGUCCGGCCGUACGACUACAAUUCAUGGCACGAGUCGAAUGACGCCCUGGACAUGGCAGCGAAGAUGGGACGUGAUGAAAUUAUCUUGGAAGGAUAUAAGGAAAUGGCGACCUGGAGGUCAUUGAUGGCCUAUGAGAGGCAGGAAGGCCAAAGUAUCCACACUGAGACGACAUUGGAUGGUGUUGGUGGGACGGCAUUGUUGGUUAAAGCGGAGGUGCACAGAGAUGGGGCUAUGUUCCCGCCCUUUGCAUUCUACAACCUCAUCGAGACCGAGGGUUUCGCGAAGAUGGCAAAACGAUUGGGACAUCAACCAUAUGGUCUGCCGAAUUAUUUGGUCUACCACUAUAAUGAAUAA
Morchella sextelata is the source of this 1050-nucleotide messenger RNA. RefSeq lists its product as uncharacterized. The record is from RefSeq and is a predicted model, not a curated record. The transcript has 2 exons. Gene Ontology annotation, molecular function: alpha-1,6-mannosyltransferase activity. Gene Ontology annotation, biological process: cell wall mannoprotein biosynthetic process; protein N-linked glycosylation. Lineage: Eukaryota; Fungi; Ascomycota; Pezizomycetes; Pezizales; Morchellaceae. Bases 1 to 1050 code for a protein of 349 amino acids. Gene Ontology annotation, cellular component: mannan polymerase complex.